CACCAGACCUGGACCGCAUAACCAACAGUCGGCCAGCCUGCGGCACCGGGGUCUCUGAAAGAAGAUGAACUUGGCUGAGAUUUGUGACAAUGCAAAGAAAGGAAGAGAAUAUGCACUUCUUGGAAAUUAUGACUCAUCAAUGGUAUAUUACCAAGGGGUGAUCCAGCAGAUUCAGAGACAUUGCCAGUCAGUUAGAGACCCAGCUAUCAGAGGCAAAUGGCAACAGGUUCGGCAGGAAUUAUUAGAAGAAUAUGAACAAGUUAAAAGUAUUGUCAACACUUUGGAAAGUUUUAAAAUUGACAAGCCCCCAGAUUUCCCUGUGUCCUGUCAAGAUGAACCAUUUAGAGAUCCUGCUGUUUGGCCGCCCCCUGUACCUGCAGAACACAGAGCUCCGCCUCAGAUAAGGCGUCCAAAUCGAGAAGUAAAACCUCUGAGGAAAGAAAUGCCAGGAGCAGGAGCCCGGGGACCUGUAGGUCGAGCACAUCCUAUAUCGAAGAGUGAGAAGCCCUCUACAAGUAGGGAUAAGGAUUGUAGAGCAAGAGGGAGAGAUGACAAGGGAAGAAAAAAUAUGCAAGAUGGUGUGAGUGAUGGUGAAAUUCCAAAAUUUGAUGCUGCUGGAUAUGAUAAGGAUCUGGUAGAAGCCCUUGAGAGAGAUAUUGUGUCCAGGAAUCUUAGCAUUCAUUGGGAUGACAUAGCAGAUCUGGAAGAAGCUAAGAAGUUGCUAAGGGAAGCUGUUGUUCUUCCCAUGUGGAUGCCUGACUUCUUCAAAGGGAUUAGAAGGCCCUGGAAGGGUGUGCUGAUGGUUGGACCCCCAGGCACUGGUAAGACCAUGCUAGCUAAAGCUGUUGCCACUGAAUGUGGCACAACAUUCUUCAAUGUUUCCUCCUCUACACUGACAUCCAAAUAUAGAGGUGAAUCUGAGAAAUUAGUCCGUCUGUUGUUUGAAAUGGCUAGAUUUUACGCCCCCACUACGAUCUUCAUUGAUGAGAUAGAUUCUAUCUGCAGUCGAAGAGGGACCUCUGAUGAGCACGAAGCAAGUCGCAGAGUCAAGUCUGAGCUACUCAUUCAGAUGGAUGGUGUUGGAGGAGCUUUAGAGAAUGAUGAUCCUUCCAAAAUGGUUAUGGUAUUAGCUGCUACUAAUUUCCCAUGGGAUAUUGAUGAAGCUUUGCGAAGAAGAUUAGAGAAGAGGAUUUAUAUACCUCUCCCAACAGCAAAAGGAAGAACUGAGCUUCUAAAGAUCAAUCUUCGUGAGGUUGAAUUGGAUCCUGAUAUUCAACUGGAAGAUAUAGCGGAGAAGAUAGAGGGCUAUUCUGGUGCUGAUAUAACUAAUGUUUGCAGGGAUGCAUCCUUAAUGGCAAUGAGACGGCGCAUCAAUGGCUUAAGUCCAGAAGAGAUCCGUGCACUUUCUAAGGAGGAGCUUCAGAUGCCUGUUACCAAAGGAGACUUUGAAUUGGCUCUCAAAAAAAUUGCCAAGUCUGUCUCUGCUGCAGACUUGGAGAAGUAUGAAAAAUGGAUGGUUGAAUUUGGAUCUGCUUGAAUUUCUAUCGGCUCUUCCAUUUCUGGUAUUUUUGUUUAUAAAAUGUGAAGAAAUUUCUUCAUAUAGGUUUGGAAUUUUUCAUUGGAGAGAUUUUCACUUAAAGGCAAAUAACCUAAAACCACAGAGUAUAAAUGUUGUUGAAAAAUGAGAAAAGCUUACAUAAAGAGCCUGAUGCACCCCUAAAGCAGGGUGUCAGGGCGGCAGAGGAAAGGGAUCGGUGUGCUAUUGUGGAAACUUGUUUACAAAAGAUUUAGAAGGACCUCUGUUCCUCACUUGCAUUUGUUGUC
Molecule: messenger RNA, 1824 nt
Organism: Myotis lucifugus (little brown bat)
Lineage: Eukaryota; Metazoa; Chordata; Mammalia; Chiroptera; Vespertilionidae
Gene: KATNAL1
Product: katanin catalytic subunit A1 like 1
Exons: 11
Coding region: 65-1537 (490 amino acids)
Biological process (GO): microtubule severing
Cellular component (GO): microtubule; microtubule cytoskeleton
Molecular function (GO): ATP binding; ATP hydrolysis activity; microtubule binding
Source: RefSeq, a predicted model, not a curated record